AUGAUAGGUGAGGGAGCAUAUUCAGUUGUCUAUAAGGUGAAAAGAUAAGAAGACAAUUCAGAUUAUGCCUUAAAAAAGGUGAAUCUAACAAAUUUGAGUGAUAAAGAGAAAUAGAAUGCUUUAAAUGAAGUUAGAAUAUUAGCAUCCAUUAAAAAUCCAUAUAUAAUUAGCUAUAAGGAAGCUUUCAUUGAUGUUAAUAGUAAUUCAUUAUGGUAAUAAAAUUUGAUAAUAAUAAAACAGUAUUGUUAUGGAACUUGCAGAUAAUGGAGAUUUGUUUUAAUAAAUUUAGAAAUGUGCCAAAACUAAUACAACUAUGAGUGAAAAUGAUAUUUUAAAAAUUACAUUUUAAAUUGCCAGUGGUUUAAAAGCAUUACAUGAUUUGAAAAUAUUUCAUAGAGACUUAAAAAGUGCAAAUGUUUUUUUAUAAUCAAAUGGAGAUGUCAAAUUGGGAGAUAUGAAUGUUUCAAAGGUAGCUAAAAAGGGAUUACUUUAUACACAAACAGGAACACCAUAUUAUGCAAGUCCUGAAGUAUGGAAAGAUUAACCUUAUGAUCAGAAAUCAGAUAUCUGGUCAUUAGGAUGUGUAACAUAUGAGAUGGCUGCUCUAAAACCUCCAUUUAGAGCUGAAGAUAUGGAAGGACUCUACAAGAAAGUUAUUAGAGGUAAUUUAAAGAAUAUAUAUAGGCUUAUAUCCAAAACUUCCAUCUUAAUAUUCUUAAGAUUUAUAGAAUGUUAUUCGAAUGAUGUUAUAAGUAUAAACAAAUUUAAGACCAACAUCUUAUGCUAUAACAGAACUCCCUUAUUUUAAUAAAUUUAAAACAUAUACAAUUGAUGAUUAAAGCAAGUUGUUAAAUACUAUCAUAUUCCCUAAAAAUUAAAUUUCUAUUGCAAAUAUGUUACCUAAAGCUAAUUACAAUAAUCCUAAAUACAAAACUGAGACUCAUUAAAAUAAUGACACUUAGGAAACUAUAUAAAGAAAUAGAUUAACAACUAUUGGAGCAGGUUCUCAUUAAUCUUCACCUAAUCCUACAAGAAUUUCUUAAUAUUUGGCAGAAUAGGAAAUGCUUUUAAGUAUUUAUAUAUUAAUUAAAGAAUAAUAGUAUUCAGUAAAUUAUGCAGGUAAAAAUAAGAAAGCACAUAAUUAUUCUGAUAGGAAUGUGAUUGCAAAAAUAUUACUUGAAUAUUAGAAGGAAGUUCCAAUUUAUAAAUAAAUUAAAUAAAGAUAUAGAAAAUUAUCACAAGAGGAAACUCCCUAUUUAUAUUAGAAGAGAUUAGGUCAACUACCAGUUUUAGAAGAUCAUUCUCCAAAUUAGAAACGAAAUCAUCGUAAUUAGAGUAUGCCAACUUCCAAUUUACCUAUUAUCUGA
This is a messenger RNA of Paramecium primaurelia, 1367 nucleotides long. NCBI's taxonomy places the organism in Eukaryota, Ciliophora, Oligohymenophorea, Peniculida, Parameciidae. The record is from the annotation of a GenBank genome assembly.